Symbiodinium natans is the source of this 1488-nucleotide messenger RNA. The record is from the annotation of a GenBank genome assembly. NCBI's taxonomy places the organism in Eukaryota, Dinophyceae, Suessiales, Symbiodiniaceae.
AUGCGAAGCACGUUGGGUCUACUAUGCCUAUGCUGGGCGGCUGCAGAUUUGGGUACUUUGGGCGGUCAACACUCUGCCGAGGACUCCUGCCGUCAGCAGCUGCUGGCCAACAGUAGUUGCUGCUUGGAUCAGCAUGGCGAUCAUGACGUGUUGCAACGGAAGAUUGCAAGGCCAGGUACAGCUUGGCCGUGUGUGCCCAAGGACGGCUGCGUGUCUACUGAGGGUAGGCGGGGAGACGACUUAAUCUCAGUGCCUGAAGAUGCAACCUGCGAUUCAUGCCGAAUCUUGUUCUUGCACGGUGGCAGCUGGUACUAUGGAUCUCCAGUCACUGAUGAAUAUCGGGCGCUUGCAGCGAAGCUGGCACACAGAACCCGAUGCGUUGUCAUGCUUCCAGACUUUCCUUUGCUUCCCGUUGGAAAGUAUGUCUCCAUUCUGACAGCUUCCGUGAAAUCGCUGCAGUUCCUUAGCACCUACCAAGUGUGGGAAAGCUGCCGGCCGUCUACGCCCGUAAACAUGUUUAUUGGCGGUGAUUCGAGCGGUGGCACGACAGCGCUGAGCAUCGUUUUAAGAUGGAAGCAGGAUCCUGACAUACUUCCGGCGCACGCGUCCUUCGCAGGGGGCAUUUUCUGGAGUCCCUGGACCAACCUCAUGUGCAACACCCCGGAGUACAUCACGAACGCCUAUAUGCAUGGACCGCCGCCAACUGAUAUCUCCGACCACGUUGGAGAUAUCGUUUUCAACCAGCGGCCCUUGGAGAACAUGGCGAGCUUUCGGCAGAAUGCCCUGGAAUAUGUAGGCUCACUGCAGAUGCUAAAGGAUCCCAUAGCCUCUCCCUUCUUCGCGGAUUCGGAGUGGCUGGGCAUGGGCACUACCCCGGCACUGUACUUCGCAGUCGGGUCUUCUGAGACGAUCUUGGGGGACACGACCAUCCUUGCUGAGAAAGCAGCGGCGAACGGCGCGCGGGUUGUGGUGGACAUCUUCCACGGUAUGUGGCAUGACUUUCCUAUGUAUUCCGAUGGCUGUGGCUCUGGCCAGCCGCUAUGGCCAGGCCAAAGGGCCUGGAACAACACGGUGGAGUUCGUGCGCGUGGCAAGCAUCGGGGCAAGUGCCGGGGGGGCACCGGGAAAUGCAGGUGGCUGGCCGCUGAUACGCUACAUCUACGAUGAGUCGGCCCAAGGUCGAGCCGGAUGGUUCCCAUCGAAAUCCAGGCCGCUGUUGCUCGAGCACGGCAGGGUGGAGGCAGGUGGACAUCCCUGGCUGAAGGCUCUGGUCUUCAUGCUGUUUGGAGCAUUGGUGGGGCAGCUCGUGUCAGUGGGUUGCGCGCCGUUGAGAACCGCCGUGCAGAAGCUGCUUGCAACGAAGCGCGGCAGCCGCGCCGGUCCUGAGGAGAUGGCGCCGCUCCUGGAACCAAACCGGGUUCCUCGGCAGUACUCUUCGCAGGCCGUCACCGGCCGUCGGAUAGGAGUGCCCCGUGCUCAGCCUGCUUGA